AUGAAAGCGCACUUCGACCAAUGCUUCAAAAGCUUUUCAACCAAGAUGCUGAAUUGUCUUGGUAGCUGUGAAAAAGAGAUCAAACUUCUCACCGACAAGGUUGAAUCUGUAGAGCGCGCGGUAGAGGAGUUGAAUACAGGGUCGACGAAGCACACUGAGGAAGAGGUUAAGGACAAUGUUCAGCCAACCCAGCAGCAGGUCACUGGAUCCAAGAAGCAUGAAGGGAGUAAUUCAGAGAAAGAAGAUUCUCUGAUGAAAGAUAAUAUCAACGUUGGUGCGAGUGAGAGUGUUAACGCCUCCGGGGAUGCAAAAGGAAAGAAGGCUGCCAUGAAGGAAGAAGAGGCCCCUGAGCCUAGCUUUUGUGAAAUUGACCCGAAGACGUGUGAUGUUGACUUCGACGCAGUUGCACUAGCCAAAAAUGCGAAAGCCAGAGCAGCGGCUCAGAUAGUUACCAUAGCAACAAGUGCCAGAAACCGACAGCUGGCUGCGACACAGAAGAGUCCUUUCUUAGGAAAUAGCACCACAAAGGCGAUCAUUCCAACGUCGGCAUCUCACUCCGGCCAUGUCCGUGGAUAUGAUCCUUUUGAUCAAACUGGUGUCAGGGCUAAGCAUACCACUCUAAUGAACUUUGUGAAAGCAAACCCUGCAUAUCCAAGACGUCCAAAAAACUCUUCGAUCGACUGGUAUUACAUUCUCCGGACACCUAAGAAAUGUCUAUCUGAUACGCACAUGGAAGCUUAUAUUAACGUACUCAGGCUGCGAUUAUCCAAGCAUCCGGAGUGGUUUGUAUCCGACCGGAUUUGCUUCCUCAACUCCAUGUUUGCUACGAUUUGGAGGCGUGACUACAAUGACGUCAAAAACUCUGAGCCGAAUGAAGAUGGUUCUGGCAAACUUCUACCACCUGGAGCGUAUUCGUACUACACUGGCGAAUUAUCUAUCUACUGCCAGACUAAAAAGACGUGGGCCUAUGAAGUCGACCAUUUGUACUCAAUGUUGCACAUCAAGGGGGCCCAUUGGACCUGUGCACCUGAUGAAGACAAGUGGAGAUUCCCCUACACGCCGUUCACCCAUUCACGAGUACCAGGUACGGAGAUACCUCAAAACAUUCAGAGUGGUGAUUGCGGAGUCUACUGCCUGAAGUACAUCGAGUGUCAUGCUUUGGAUUUUCCAUUUCCGCCACAACUUUGUGAUAAAAACAUUCGGCAAAUCAGGGAAAAAAUGGCUGCAGAGAUCUUUGACGAAAUAGGUGCUAGGGGCCAUGAUAAGCUAGAUGCAAACGGGCUGGAUGUCUAUGAUAGGAAAGCUUAG
Molecule: messenger RNA, 1308 nt
Organism: Eutrema salsugineum
Lineage: Eukaryota; Viridiplantae; Streptophyta; Magnoliopsida; Brassicales; Brassicaceae
Exons: 5
Coding region: 1-1308 (435 amino acids)
Biological process (GO): proteolysis
Molecular function (GO): cysteine-type peptidase activity
Source: RefSeq, a predicted model, not a curated record